Molecule: messenger RNA, 4573 nt
Organism: Dicentrarchus labrax (European seabass)
Lineage: Eukaryota; Metazoa; Chordata; Actinopteri; Moronidae
Exons: 5
Coding region: 229-885 (218 amino acids)
Molecular function (GO): zinc ion binding
Source: RefSeq, a predicted model, not a curated record
AAACAAAAACACAGAGCGAUCAGCUGACUGCGUGUGCAGUAAUAGAAAGUGUAGAUAUACGGUAGUAAACCUAUGUUCUGACACACUGAUUUGUCUCUAAAUGUACAUAUAACCCCGGCGAGAGAAAACAAAGGGAUGUGAACAGGAAGUGGAGGAAACAGCUGGUAUCUGGAAAUACUCAGAAGUGAGUGGAAGGAGUCGUCUCGCAGUCACAACAAAGAGUGAAAUAUGGGCAGUGUGUACCAACCUUUAUCUUCAGCAGAGUCAUGCAGAAGUUUAUCCAUAGAGAUGUCAGAGUGCUUUAUAUGCAGGGAUGUUGAACUUAAAGCCAGUGACCCACUGAGGAAAUUCUGUGACUGCAAGAAUUUACUUGCCCAUCACGUGUGUCUGUCCACAUGGAUCCAGAGGGGAUGUGGGAGUGAAGACAGGCUGAGAUGCAUUGUCUGCAAAGCCAAGUACCAGCUCCAGAGGAGUUCUCCGUGGCGCUCAGUGACCUUCCGGUGGCAGACGUGGCUUGUGCUGAUCACUGCGUUUGUUUUGCUGGGUCUGGUGCCUUAUGUUGUUCACUGCAUGAUGACUGCCUUCACCAAACCUCCUCCUCCCAGCACCUUUAAAUUGGCAGCAGUCUCUUUUGGCCUGCUGACAGAGAUCCUGCUGAUCAAGUGUCUGUCCAGCUACCUCAGCAGUCGUUACCGGCAGGCUGAGCAGAGCUCCUUCACAGUCCAGGCCAGAGGCUCUGAAGAGGACAGAACGAGCCCGGGCUGUCUGGAUCGCUCUGAGGCCGCUUCAGCUGCGGCAGGUCACGCUUCAUCAACGGCCUCACCCAGUCAAGUGGACGAAGGGAAAGUGGAUGUGUUGAAGAGUGUACGUCUCGGUCUUUUCUGAACCACUAACAGAAGGAGUUCAUCCUUUGGGUAUUAGAUCUUUCUAGCAGCCAUUCAAGAUAUUACAUCAGUUUAUCAAUGUGGCUUUUAUGAAAUGUUGCACUUUAAAACCUAUUUUUCAGGUGUCAAAUAUUCUUGUUUUCCUCUAUGUCAGACCCUUACACUCUCCCUUCAUUCACUGGAUAUAUUCUCACAUAUUGCAAAUUGAUCGCCACGAAGAGAAUGCACGCAGCUUGCAUGAGUGUGUUCAGGUUCAGAAAAAAAAGAGCCUGAAAUCACUCUCUUUCCUUAAUGAUGUCCACACAGAGACAAUGGGGCGCCGCUCUGAUUAGUGUCACCUGUCUUUGUGCAUCUCAUCAGCUCCAUUAUGGCUCCAUCUCCCAUGCUUCUUCUGCUAAUUGAAUAGCAUGUGAAGUGGUGACGAGGACGGGGGCGAGAGCAACGUCUGUCCCGCUGCUGCUUCGGAAAUGAAAGUAAAGCUUCCCAGUGAGACACUACCGUUGUUCUUAAAACCUAAACCAUUAUCAUACAGAUAAAGAAAGUGCUAACAAGUAGCACUCGUGUUAUAUUACCAUCAUAUCAUCUAUGGAUUAUGUUCAUAUAUAUAACAGCUUUGAAUUAGCAUCUGCUGUUGUUUUGAGGGGGAUGCAGUGCCGCUGUAUACAUUGUGUCAGACAGAGCGUCCAUAUUGGACGCAGCAAUAACAUAUUCACUCCCGGCUUUCAGGUGUAUAUUCCAUACAGGAGCUGUGCAUGGCACUACUUGCAUAUCUGUGUGGUAAAUAUACUGCAAGGCUAUAGCCAGUAGCUGGUUAGCUUAGCUUAGCACGAAGACUGGAAACAAAGGGAAAAGGCUAGCCUUUCUUGGUCAAAUGGUAAUAAAGUCUAGUCCUAGCAGCACCUUUCUUUAUUCAGGGGGUUAUGUGCUGGAUAUGUCAAACUAUUCCUUUAAAGUUGUUGUAAAGGUAAGGCUGGCAUUAUUCUGUAUAUCUUUUGUAUUCUCAGCUAAUCCCAUGAAAAGAUGAUCGUGUUAGAUUAAUCCUGGAGGCAUGGCUCUGCUGCCGACCAUUGCCGACCACCUAACAAUUGUUUGCUGAGUUUAUGGUCCUUGUUUUAUGUGGAUUAUCAUACAUUCACUGGGAGCGACUUUAACGAAUUAAGCAUGAAAGUGAAUUAUUCUUUACCUUACAGCGUUCCUGUUCCUGUUGCCUGGAAACUCUUGUCCAACCAGAGUUUCCAGGCAGCAGGAACUACACUCACACUGAGUGAUGUUUUGGGCCUAAGUGAACAGGGGUACUACAGUAACCUACGAUCCAUAAGAUGAAGGAAACAGUGUUCCGGAGGAGGCCUGAGAUAAUGAUUAUAAAGAUGCAGCUGCAGAUUCCCUUUACUUGUCAUCACGCUGUCCAAUGUGUGCUCCGUAAGCAAUAAACUGGAUGAACUCAUGGCCAGAGUUGAAUAUGACAGUCUUAUCUGUCUCACAGAGCCUUGGAUCAAAGAUAACACAACUCUUAAGAGGCUAUACAACAAUUAGCUCAGACAGAGAUCAACAUAAAUCUGCAAAAUCAAUAGGAAGCAGCCUGUGUAUCUAAUUGGGAAAAAUAUUUUUGCAUAGGCAAAGUGCAAACCUAAAUUUUAACCAUCUCUUGUAGAACUUUCCAAUGCAAGAUUUUGGCAAAUCACUAUAAUUCUCGAGAACGUGGCUGGUCCAAAUUAUAAUGCUGUGGUAGAGAGGCUAGUGGAGAGUAACCUUGACCCCCUCUCUUAUUCUGCAGCUCAACCUGUUUUUAUUCUUGGAGGUUGUAAUACGAGUAUUUACAAAAAUCCUUCAGCACUAUAUAGACUGUCCUAUUUGCUUUACCCGAUCUUUGCUUUGGGAACAUCCAAGAUACCUCUAAUGCUGUUAGCCGUCUACCCCUUGGGAAAUGGGACCACAUUGUUAUUCACCUUCUGGUAAGUAUGUAAUGCCACACCUCCUGUGGGGUUAUUCCAGUACUUGUUAAACACGCAUAGUGCCUAAAUCAUAGAAGCUCACAAUCAUUAAGCCUGUGCCAAAAAGCCAAACAAAAGAAUGCUGAAAGACUCUUGACCAAUAACCAUCUCUUCCAUCCAUCGUUCUAUCUAACUUCCUGUGUGGCUGAGUAUUUGGCCCAACAAAACACUCUUCAGAUGUGGGGCAAAAGUAGCAGUUUGAAGAUCAAUGUUAAUAAGACUAAAGAAAUGAUCAUUUGUGCCAAGUAGGAUUUCACAACAGAGCCUGUUGAAACAAUUAAGGCUUUAUUUUGACCCAAAGCAAACUUGGUGAUUGCUAGAACAGUGGAAAGACAAACCAAGACGGUUUUAGUGAGUUUUAUUGAGUUUCUGUUGUCAAAUUUUGUCAGUGCAGCCUGGUGGCUUUGAACAGAGCGAUAGAACGGCUGCUUCUUGGUAAACAAAAAGGAGCUUACUCUUUAACAAAAAGGUGUAUCUCUGUAUGGCUUUUUACAUACUGUUGUCACACUUUUAAGAACAAUCUGAGCCUAUCAGUGGCAAAGACAAGCACUUUUAGUGGACGCACAUUUACGGUGCAUAUUUGCUCAUAAGGAUUAUGUUACAGCCAGCUUCACAACUGCCGGCUGCAGUCCUCUUGCUCAAUACUGGACCAGUUUCAAAAAUUGUUCUCCCCAUUAGUCACUUAGACACAAAAAUAUGGGAAAAUAAAGUCCAGGUUGAAAAAUAUCUAAGUGCAAUCAGCAUUUAAAACAAAAAAAAACAGAGCCACAAAUCUUGCUCCGCUGUGUUCUGUGUUGUUUUAAUGUUUUAUGCUUUGUUUUAAGUAUUGUAUCUGUAGUUUUUACUUUUGUACUGCGUUUCCCCAUUUGUUGUUAUUGGUUUUAUCUGUUCUCAUGCUGCUUUUAUAUUUUGGCGAGCCAAAGACAAUUUUCCAUUCUGUUGGACAAUAAAGUUGUAUUCUAUUCUAUUCUACAAGACCAAAACCAAAAACAAUGCGUCAGUCUGGCUUUCAAUAGCUAAUGACUACCCUGUCCUGUCUGUGGCUCUCAGCCCCAAGCCCACUGGUACUGAAGAUGUAAAUCCUUAGAAAUAGACACAUUUACAGUUUGACUUUUCUUUUCUUUUUAAAGGCUCCUUAGUUUUUCUAAAACAGCAGGGCACUGUAGUUUUUGGUGACUAAAACAUUUUUUUUCUUGAAGACUAUUUUCAGUUGCAGAUUUAUAAUCCAAAGGAACUACAGUGCUGUGUUUCUGGUAAUGAAGGAACAUGUCACCCAGUGUAACACUGUGGCUCGCUGAUGUGAUUGGGGACAAUAAUGGAGCUCUAUGGCACAGAGGAAUAAGAUAUAUCAGACCUUGGAUUUGGGAUUUAUUGACAAUAAUAAAAAUAGAGAAUAUGUCCAGCCUCAUCCUUUAAACAUGAUUGUGGGAAAUUCUUUCAUACUUUUUGCCAUCACUUCUGUAAGUUAAGUUAGUUUAGAACCACAGAAGACUUGAUAUAAACGUUCACAGGAAUUCCACUUUAAUGCAUAAUGUUGGCUAUAAAUGUACUGUAAAUUAAUACUCUAUAGGACACUGUCUUGUUUAAAAUUCUUAUACUGAAUAACUGAAUGUUGUGUUAAGCAAUUGUUGAACUACUCUAUUGUUUGAAAAUGUUUAUAUAUGGAAACAAAUAAAACCGAGGCAGGCCUCAAUCUGA